AUGAUGGAAUACAUUUGUUAUUUUUUAUAAUCAAAUAUUGAAAUCAUUCAUUCAAACUUCUGUUGGUUUAUAAACAUCGAUGCAGGAAUCGAAUAAGUGCCUACUGAAACCCAUAUUUAUUUUGCUGCUGUUUGUGAUUCUCUAUUUUAUGUAUCCAGACAAUUAUGUGAGAAAUUGAAAAUAUAGAAUAAAAAUGAAUGAUCACUUACUAUUUUUAUGGAAAUGGAAAUAUUGUUUCAUACUAUUAUGACAGAUCCAAAAGGAUCAAAAAGUAAUAUUGCUGCUAGGUUCCAAAAUGCUCUUAAUCUGCAUGUUCUACCACCCAUUGGAGUAUUUUGGGACAUUGAAAACUGUCAAGUACCUAAAGGAAAAUCAGCCAUUGCUCUUGUACAAAAUAUCCGAGAAAAAUUUUUUAAAGAUCAUAGGGAAGCUGAAUUCAUGUGUGUUUGUGAUAUAAAUAAAGAAAGUAAAGUUGUUAUUCAAGAAUUACUAUUUGCACAGGUUACUGUUGUUCACAUUAGUGCAACUAGUAAAAAUGCUGCAGAUGAUAAAUUAAAGCAAUGCAUGAAACGAUUUGUAGAUACUCAUGGUACCCCAGCCACAUUACUUCUCAUUUCUGAUGAUGUAAAUUUUGCAUCCGAUUUAUCUGAUUUUCGUCAUCGUCAUAACAUUAGGAUCGUUUUAAUUCAUCGAGGUCAUGCUCAUCCAUCACUUCUUACCUGUGCUCAUGAACAUUAUACAUUUUCCACCAUAACUCAAGAUUUGCCUGUUAGAAGUCCUGUAAAAUCUGUAGAUAGUCGUCCAUGUGAAUUGAUAGUAUCAGAUUUACCUGUUAACAGAAAAGAAGGUCUUAUAAAAAACAGAUUACUCAAAUUAUCUAACAACUGUGGAGGAAAAGUUGUAUCUGUAAAUGGAAGUAAAGCUAUUGUUAGAUUUGCAAAUGCUGAUUCUGCUGCAAGGGCUAAAAAGCGCAUGGAUAAAGAAAUAGUAUUUGGAAAUAAAAUUUGUGUAAAUUUUAGAACUCGUUGUGAUAAUGAAUAUAGUUAUUCUCCACCAAGAGAUCAUGCCAAAGAUUAUGACUCAAGUGAGGAAUCUUAUAUAACUAGCAGCAGUCGUGAUUCCUCUCUUUCUCCUAGGUCAAAUGAUAUUGAAAAAAAUGCAAGUAUUGUGUGUAAUAAUUCUACUACAAAGAAAUUUGAUUUCCCUCCACCUCCAGUAAUAAAUGAACAAAACUCCCCAUCUCUACUUAAGGAAAAAAACUUCAAAAAGAACCCAGUGGUUAAAAACUUAAUAGACAAUUCCAAACUAUUUGUAAAUACUAAUAACUCUGAGAGUGUGAAAGAGCGAAAACUUCCUACAAUGGAUUGGAAUAAUAUGAAAUCAGUGUGUCACACCAGUGAUAAAUUUCAAGAAAUUUCUGCUUUUUCUCCUUUCAAGAAAGACCAGGAUUAUAAUUUUAAAAAAUAUUCCCAAAGAAAUGUUGGUAGAGUGUCACCAUUUUUUAUGCAAGAUUCUGAUUUAAAAUCAGCAAAAAACAUAAUGCAUUUAAGUGAAUCGUUGGCUAAUCGACGGAAUCAUGCUGCAAACUCCUUCCAAAUGUAUUCUAGUCAUGGAUUUCAUGGGCUUUCUCAAAAUAUUUCUAUGCCAUUAAAUGAAAUUCAAAGGAUAAGUGACCCAAUUCCAUUUUGCGCACAAUGGCCUGGACCUUCAUCACUGUCUAUUGAAUCUGCACAAUCCAUUUCUAAUGGCAGUGUUGUUUCUUCUGACGUAUCAUCUUAUGUGGAACUGUAUGUAUCAAAUUUAGAUCCUACAUUUGAAGUGAAUGAAAUGAAGAAAAUCUUAUUAUCAGUUUUUAGUGAACAUGUUAUGGUUAUUCACAUAUCAAUGUCUUUGCAACCAGAUGGUAGUGCGAAAGCAACAGUGAAAGUUCCCUCACUUCAGGAUGCUCAAUAUGCUAUAUCCCGUUUACAUCGACGGAAAAUUGGUCACAAAAGAAUACUUAUUUCUCAUGCAUCAUCUGAGAAAAGUCCACCAUUCCAUGUUUUAAAGUCUGAAACUAUUGCUCUUUUAAAUGAUAUACCUGCCAAAAAUUUACCUUUGAUUAAAUUCAGAGAAUUGUAUGAAAAAAGAUAUCAUAGACCUAUUGCUGUUUCUGAACUUUAUAAAAUGAGAGAUGCUGUUACAAUUCAAGGUGAUUCAGGUAGUCGUAUGGUGUAUUUGAAUUCGGAUUAUUGUAAAACUCCAUCGCUACCUGAUUCUGAAGAUUCUCAAGAAUUUACAAUUCUAGAGCGUCCAUAUUGUGAACGUCAUUUCCAGGUAUCUGAUUCCCAAGGUUGGGCUGAACAAUACAGUAUUUGUCCAUUACCAUUAGUUUAUAUAUCCCUUAAAACAUUAUCACCUGCAGUUCAUAGGCUAUUGGACACUCACCAAGGAUCACUUCCAUUGAUUAGCUUUUGUGAUUGCUAUGAAGCUGAAAUUGGACCGUUACCAGUUGUUGGUAAUGUUGACAACUCAGUGAAAGAUGAUGAUUCAGAUUCUGAACCAGUUGGAAAUGAAAGCUGUGUUGCCAAAAAAGGAGUACCAUUAGAGCAUUUGAUUGCCUGUGUUACUGGUGUUGAAGUGGCAAAAUCUGUUCUUUGCAUCAAGAAAGUUCAGUGGCUUGAAAAUAAAAUGCUAGAUAAUCCAAUUUUUCAAAAUUUUAGUCCUGCUUUAGCUGGACAGUUAACUCUUUUUGGAAGAGAAGUUAUGGAUCUUCUGAAAAAUCAGCCACAAUGUUUAGUUGCAUUCAACAAAUUUAUUCCUACAUAUCAUCAUCAUUUUGGAAGACAAUGUCGUGUUGCUGAUUAUGGUUUCACUAAAUUAAUUGAUCUUCUAGAAGCUAUACCUCAUAUUGUUCAGGUGUUGGGGGAAGGCCAAAAUCGUCAAGUUACCCUUACACAUCGCACUCAAGUAAAGCGAUUUGCUGCAGAACUCCUAAGGAUUUUAAAAUCUCGAGCUAGUAAGCAAAUAUCUGUAUCUGAAUUUCCUCAUGCUUAUGAGCAAGUGAUUGAAAAACCAUUUGAAAUUACAAGUUAUGGAGUCUGUGACAUUCAAGAUAUGCUUGAUGAAGUUCCAGAAAAUGUAAUUGUUAAACGGCCUUAUGCAUAUGGUAAAUUGAUGCUUCCUUUUUCAUCUUCUUUUUUCCUGGUUACAGAACAGAUUUGCAAAUCAGGUACUGAAACUGUUAUUGGCAUUCCCAAAAGAGAACAAACAGCUGAAGAAAUUGAACGUACCAAACAGUUUGCUUCUGAAGUUGUGGAAUUAAUGAAGCAUACACCUUAUUGUACAAUGCCUUUUAAUAAAUUUAUACCAUCAUAUCAUCAUCAUUUUGGUAAACAGUGCAGAGUUGCAGAUUAUGGUUUUACAAAGCUCAUAGAAUUAUUUGAAGCUAUUCCAGAUGUUUUAGAGGUAUCUGGUACUGGUGAGGAUAAAGUUCUUAAAUUAGUGGAAAAAGAACAACAUAAAAUACUUUCUGAUCGUCUUGUAGCCAUUUUAAAGAUGCAACCAAAUGAAGUUAUAGACAUCAGUCAAAUUAGUUCAGCCUAUGCAAUAAUGCACGGACAUGCUUUGCGACCAGUGGAUUUUGGUUUUUCUGAUUUUCAUGAAAUGCUUGAAAAACUGGAUUCAGCAUUAAGAAUAGUCAUUGGAUAUGGACGCACUUAUAUAACCCUAGUGGACCAAGGAGUUGUUCAUCAAAUAUCAUUUAAUGUCCGUCUGUUGUUAAUGGAAACUCAUGAAUGUAAAAUGUCUAUAAAAGACGUUUGUAAAAUCUACCAGUCACGCUUUCGCCAAAAGAUUAACCUCUCAUUGCAUCUCCGAGACAUGGCUAAUAUAAUUCAGGUAGUUGAUGAUAUUGUGCAGUUAACACCCUUGCACAAGCUUGCAAGGGACAUGGUAUUACUGUUGCAAGAUCAUGGAGGUCAAGUUCCAUUUUCUACUUUUGGUAGCUUAUUUCAACAAAAAUUCGGAGAAUCAAUUUGCACAGCUCAUUAUGGAUUCCCUAAUCUAUAUGUCAUGCUUGAAAACUUAUCAGAUUAUUUCUCUAUUAAAGGAAAGAGGCAAAAGCGAAUGGUUUGUUUAAACUCCCAAUCCAUAGGACAAUUACCUGAUUUCACCUCUCAUAAAGCUAAUUUGGAUGCUUCAUAUCUAAAAGAAAAAUCAGAUAUCCUGAGUGACCCAAUUCCUAGUUGCAUACCCUCACCGAGUUUGAAACCUGAUGUGAAUGAAGCUACAAAUGAUUUUAUGGGUUUUGAAACACCUGUCCCAUUUCCUGGUGUUGUAUUGCAUGAGGAGUCUUCUCUGUAUGGCAAAGAAGUUUCAAAGGAAGAUUCUGUGCAUAACACUGACGAUAAUGCUACUUGUACUGUAUUACCUCAUCAAAUUACCAUUGAAGGCAGCUCUUCAUAUACUUCAUCAACAGUCAUAUCGCCUGCUGUAACACAUUUUAAUCCUCGGUUAUAUGAAUCAUUAAGUGCUCAGACCUCAAUUCUUUCAUCCAAAGAGUCUAUUUAUGUACAAAGUUCUCCUGUGAUAGCAAAUUGUAAAGAGUAUGUUACUCCAAUAAUAACACAUUUGAGUGUUGGGCCAUGUAAAAUUUCAAUGGGCAGUGAAAAUCAAUUGCCUCAUUCUUCAUGUACAGAAGAAAAAUCUUAUUCUAAAAGCAAUAUUCGGAAAUCAAAAGAAUCUGAAUCAUGUGAAGAUCUAACAAAAUAUACUGAUGGUGCAAAAGAAAAAAUUAUUCAGAGUUCAAAAAGCACUCCAACGAAAACAAUUAGGCAGCCAAAUAGGCGGACGAGAAUUGCUGCUCAAUUUUCUAUGCCUAUUGAAUAAUUAUUUUUUACCAGCUGAGGCACUAUUUUAGUGUUUCAAGGUGGGUGAAAUGAGCAAUAAUUUUAGUAGAUGUUUUUGUAGCUUUUACUGUUGUUUCAUUGUUAAACUAUUUAUUUAUGCUAAAUUUGUAUAUGUCCUGUGUUAUAAACGAGAGUAAUGGAAUUGUGAAAGAAACACUUAUUUUGUUAUUUCAGUCUUUCAACUAUUUUAUUUAUUGUUAUUAUUUUUAAAAAAUGGCACACAAAGCUUUUAACCAACUUACUCUUCUAAGUAUUUAAUAAGUUUUGGUUGAUAACAAAGAAAUGGAAUUGUGUGUUUGCUUCUAUGAAAGCAAGACAAUUGUUUUUUAUUUCCCACCAGUGAGAAUGUGAUUUUCUUUCUUUCUUAUACAUUUUAAAGCAAUGGCUGGUAGCAGCAAGAUAUUUUCAGUCCUAUAUGAUACUUUUUAGCUCUUUUAAUAAUGUGAUGGUUCGAUGAGAAACCUGGUAUGUACGUGAAAGAGGUUACACCCAGUUGUUUUGACUGAGGAAUAUCAAAGCCAUGCAUGUUUGAUGCAUAUGAGGCAGAUAAUCUUUUCAUUUGCAUGCAAUAUAAUUUCUUGCAUUGCAGUUGAAAAUUUCAUGCAAUUUAUUGUUCUUUCAUUAUAAUUAUGUAAAGGGAAAUUUUGUUUUUAAUUGUUCCAAUACAUCAUUGAAUUCAUGCAAUUACACUUUCCUUGUGUAGAAUGAAUGUAAACUAAGUGAAUUUAUAUAUACUUGCAUUGCAAGUAAAAUGGCUAUUGGAAAUGUUUGUUUUCUAAAAUUAAUUUUUUUCGUUAAUAAUGGGGUUUUUUCAUGUAACUCAAAUUUUGAUGUAAGUAAAUUUCAGUAUUGUUUUGGGUAUUCAUUUUUACCUCGUAAAAUUUAAUGUUCAAACUGAAAAUGUUUUUCCUUUACACUUUUAUUAAAAUCCCACUGCAUGUUAUGUAUUUCUAAAUUUAUUUUAAUUAAUAAUAUUUUUCUUAGGUUCUUGUUUACCAUUUAAUGUUAAUGCUUAUAUUUAUAAGUUUGAUUUUUUUUUUUUUACAAGGAAAAUAAAAUUCCGAAUGCAAUUUACUUUUGUGUGAUUUCUGAUAUUAAUAAGAGUACAACCAAAUGUGAUAAAUUGAACAAUAAUUAUUAACAGUACAGUCAAAUGUAUUAAUUGCAAAAUAAUUUGUGAAUCAUUCCAUGAAAUGUUGAACACGCUUUCUGUGUUUAAUGAAACUGUUUCUAGCAUCCUUAAGGAUUUUAGUAUAAGUGAAAUUUGUGUCUCAGUGAAACAUAUGAUUUGCUCUUUUCUUUUAUAAAAAGAAAUUAAAAGCUAUCAAUAUAUAAAACAGAUUGUAAAAUGAAUUUAAUUUUGUAUCUGCCUUAAUACA
This is a messenger RNA of Argiope bruennichi, 6268 nucleotides long. It is a transcript of the gene Marf1, whose product is annotated as meiosis regulator and mRNA stability factor 1-like. The record is from RefSeq and is a predicted model, not a curated record. The transcript is spliced from 24 exons. Gene Ontology annotation, biological process: post-transcriptional gene silencing. Lineage: Eukaryota; Metazoa; Arthropoda; Arachnida; Araneae; Araneidae. Gene Ontology annotation, cellular component: cytoplasm; peroxisome. The coding region runs from base 217 to 4869 and encodes 1550 amino acids. Gene Ontology annotation, molecular function: CCR4-NOT complex binding; RNA nuclease activity; mRNA base-pairing post-transcriptional repressor activity.